CUUGCAUUUAAUAUUUUUUUGUAUAUCCAAAGUGUUUAAAAAUAAAUACUAACAUGGAUAACACAUCUUGCUUCUCUUUCGUACCUUUAAUGAAAACGUUUCGCAAUAUUUGUGUAACCCGCGGUUCAAGGAAUAUUAAUGUAUUGCGCAUGGAAAUAAAACAUGGAGGUUAACUAAUGAGUGAAAAAGUCUCACUAAAAUGUAAAUAUGUUCUUCGUCAUGACAUUUUGCAUUGAGCGAGCCAUUGCCAGCAAGUUUUUAGAGGUCUGUUUUUAUCUGCGUUAAUUUAAACUAUCGGACUACUAAAUGCUUCGCUAAUCUUGUUGAUGAGUAAUGGUAAUUUCUCUCCGGCGAUAUUUUUAUCUCUCACUUUGCAAGUAAUUUCUAUUUACAAGAUAUCAUAUGAAAUAUUUACGUUCUUUCCACCGCAUUAUUUCUUUUUACUUUAUUUAUCGUUAACGCGUUACCGCGGAAGUUAGUGUCAAAUUUAUAUAUUGGCCUUGAAAACUAAACUUAGAUUGUAUUGAAAAUACCUUCAUAUGACUAAGUUAUUUUGUAGCACAGAUAAGAAGCGAACGAGUUACUUUGUAGCACAGAUAAGGAGCGAGCGAAAUAAUUGUUUUCGCGGUAAAAAGUUAUCGCUGCGGUAGAUUGGCUGUUUUCCAUUUUUUUUUAUGAACUCCUGUAUUACGCAAGUGCGGUUUAGUCGGAUAGGAGCGAUGUAACAAAUCAGUUUUACGAGCGUGAUUUGAAUAUGAAGGUCCGCAUAUGAUAAAUACAAAACUAAGCGAAGGCGGCGAGUAAGUUGUUUGCACAUUAACAGAUCGAUAUGUCUCGCUUUACUCUCGUCUAGGUCGCCUUCAUCGCGUUGAUAUAUUUCCUUGGUGAGUUUAAACGUUACGCAAAUCGUGUGUUUUCAUGAGGCAGCAGAAAUUAAUAAUCAACAGUGCGCAGAAUCGUUACAUUUUAAUCGCGCGAUUACAUUUUACAUUUUAUGCUAUUUAAUGUAGAUCGCCGUCGAUUCGUUCUAUUUGGUGAUGUGCGACUCGACAGAGAAAUACUAACUUAAUCAAAUAUAUGAAAAUUUCAUAUGUGGUCGCACACGAGAAUCCACGAUGUCCUUCGACGUGACAGUGGAGCGAAUGAGAAUCGGCUUGCCCACUUGUGACAAUUCCAACUGCGCGUGCGAAAAGGUAAUUUCUUGCCAUUAUUUGAUUUUGCUGUUCGCGAUGAAUCUUUCAAAAUAGAUCGACCAUUUGAGACCAGGUGAGACGAUGACUAACGAAAAGACGGUACCGAUGUUGUAAUCAUUGAUUGUGAUCAAACUUGGUGAAGAUACAGUGCAACAACCGACCUAUAUCAAGCAGUAAGGUCUUUUCACCUUCCAUAAAGAACGAAUUCUCUUCUCCGUCCGAGUGUUUUCCGCGUGGAAACGUAAACAAUGAUAAAAAUACAAGAGAUUUAAGAAUAAUAAGUAGUUGCGAUGGAAAACGCGUAUAAAAGUAAGGCCAGUUCGGCCUAUACAUGCAUUAGUAAAGCAGUAUUACGCAAAAUAAAAUCGCUUCACGACCGAAACAUUAAUAAUGUCUCGUACUGUUCUCAUUCUUCUCGUCGUUGGCACUGUGCUAUCGAUCGCAAAUGGUCUAUCGUUACUGAAAUGUAAAAAAAAUGAAGAAUGGACCGAGUGCGGAUCCUGGUGUCAACCAACUUGCUGCGAAAAGGAGCCAAAGGUUUGCCCUGCGGUAUGCGUCAGAAGAUGCCAAUGUAAAAGCGGUUACUUGAGAAACAGUCGCGGCGAAUGCGUCCUUCCUUGCGACUGCAACUGCACAGCUACUUCACAACGACGGUGUGGACGACAUGAAAAGUGGACCACUUGUGGAACACCAUGUUCAUCGGGCUGCAGCUCACAAACUCGUCGAGCUUGCGCUCAGCAAUGUUUCACCGGCUGUCAAUGCAAACAAGGAUUUUUGUUGAACGCCGCGGGAGUCUGCGUUCCUCGUAAUAAAUGCUAAAAGCCAAUGGAAAUAUGUAAAGUAUAUUAUUUGGAUAAGAGUAAUCGGUGGUGAUAAAUAAAUACGAAGUAUAUUAAAAACAGCAAUACUAUCUUUAGAAAUAUAUUCAAUGUUCUUGAAACGUUCUGUGUAAUAAUUAUUGCAAAGAAAAAACGUUUUCUCACGUGCUUCGGAAAAAAAACAAAUUUAUCAUAAUCUUUCACAUAUUUGAAUAUUUUUACAUUUCUCAUUUUGUUAUUUGCAUAUCUCCCUGUACUUUAAAAUAUGCAUAUUCGGCAUCAAAGAAAUUUAAAUAGAAAAGAUACAUGUUAUUUUCAAGUAAGAAAAAAUCGUGCAACAUAUAUUCUUGUCAGUUCUGAGAAGUGAUUCUGAGAGUCAGUUCGGAGAGUUGUACGUCAAUGCUGCUUAAAUAACAAGUACACGGUUUCACGGAACGAGCAAGAUAUUAGCCAAUAUUGACUGUAUACGUUAAGAAAGUCUCGUAUAUGAAUGCCGCUUUAAUGGAUUGGUAUCUGCAUAUUUCGAAUAGCGUAUUAUUGUUCAAAGUAGUUCUACUUAAUGCCAAUUUCAUGGUUGUAAUCAUACGGAAUUCAAAUAUAGGAAAGGAGGCGAACGAUUGGACAAUUAUGCGAUUGUAAUUUAUUUCUUUCUACAGUGAAACAAAAAAGUAAUAGAAAAAAACGUGUAUUUAAUUCACAAUAACAGAAAAAGUGUUGCAACUAAUUAACACAAGUAAAUGUAUAAUAGGCUAUUUAAAAAAAUUAAUGUUAAGAAAAAUAGUUAUGUAUCAGAUGAUGUUAUAUACUUGUAAAAAUGACUCUGUACGACUAUCAACCAUUUUACAUACACAGCCAAUAAUUGCAUGCUUUACCUAUGCAUUUUAUGUAUAAAUAUAUAUAUUUAUUAAUAAUAUAUGAUAUAUUUCCUUCUAAUUUAUGAAUAUGUAGAUAGGUGACUUAAGAAAAGAAUGAAAAACUUUCAUCAUAUUAUGACUUCAUGCCACUAAGCCUAAAAUGAAUCAGCGUGGAUUCUAUCCAUGUAGUCAUUAUUUUGUCAUGUUAUGUACUACAACAACAUAAAAGAUACGUAUUAAAAAACGUAGCGGGAAAGAUGAUAUUCGUAUCAUUGUUACAUGCGCAUGGUUGUUUACUGAUUCUCGUUAUAAGUAAUCUGUUACCGAUUAAGUAGUGAGUGUGAGAAGCGAUUAAGUAAUGUAUGUGAGAAGCAACAUAAUCUUCAUCAACGGAUGUAUGCGUAUCUUGAAAAUAAGAAAUACGUGACAAGAGCAAGCCCAGAAUUCGGUAGAAGGGGCCACUAUCAUGAGAGAUACAGUUGGCAAAUACAGUUAUAAAUACAGUUCGUUAGCAAAUACAUGCGAUGAUUACAAAUAUCUGGAAUUUUCAAAUUUUUUUCUCACAGGCAAUAAACAAACACGAGUUAUUUCUCGUAUAUUGUACUUUUAAUAGAGUUAAAUUAACAGUAACGGCUAAAUAAUACUUUUUAAAUAUUUUAGUGCGCAGAGAAACAGGUGGCUACUUUGGUACUUCCGUAUCGUACACAUUGAGACUUAUUAUCGCAUUGAGACUCAUGUUCGUAAUUAAUGAGACACAACAAUAUAAUUGCGUUAUGACUAAUAAUAAGUAUAUUAUUCACGAGUGAAUAAAUUUCCACCGAUAAGCGAUAAAAUCGUGAGAAUUAUAAGAUACAGGCAUCGUUUUUGCUUAUACACACACACACACACACACACACACACAUAUAUAAUAUGUAAUUAUAUCGUAAUUAAUUAAUGAUGUAACAUAAAGAUAUAUUUAAACUAAGUGCGCUAUUAUAUACUGUACGA
Dinoponera quadriceps is the source of this 3852-nucleotide messenger RNA. RefSeq names its product venom peptide BmKAPI-like. The record is from RefSeq and is a predicted model, not a curated record. The transcript has 6 exons. NCBI's taxonomy places the organism in Eukaryota, Metazoa, Arthropoda, Insecta, Hymenoptera, Formicidae. The coding region runs from base 1584 to 2012 and encodes 142 amino acids.